AUGCCGCAGGUAUUGUUUUCUUCUCUCCCCCGCGUGGCGGAGGGCGUGUUGCGGCGGGACGAGGCGUUGCGCAAUGAGGAGCAAAAGCGGGACGAAGACGCACCGGAGAGGAUCGCCCACGGCAGCGACAUGGACUUCUUCGUGGACGAAUACGUUGGCGCAGAGGCAGCAGCAAGAAGGGCCGCGGCUUCCGGUAAUUUCGCCGCUGCUGAGGCAACGAUGCUCCCAAGUGGGGGCACGACGCAAGCUGCGCGGGCCCGCCCGCGGAACCAAGACAGUCUCGCUGUCGACUGUGAGGUCUGUCUGCAGCUCCGUGGAGCAACUGGCGAAGAUGGUGGAGGGAAUUUUCGCAUUUGUGUCCCGGCGGCGCUGCCAACGUCUAGGCUCGCGGCGUCCUCAGCUGUGUCCCCCGUCAACGACUCCGUGCUGCCCCACGUGAAGCAAAUGUGCGGCAAGAACGCCGUGUUGGAGGUGGAGGGGGCAACCGCCCCCGACUCGGGCGCCGCGUGGAGAGGGAACUGUGAGGGAUGGACUGGGGAUGGGGCCUGCGACGGGGAGGAGGAUGCGGCUGCGGCCGUCUCUUCUGGAGAUGCAAUCAACGGCAAUGCUCAGCAGGGAUCAGUGCUAACAAAAACAAUGUUUAUGCAGGCCAAUAACUCCGAAGGUUUACUAAGUGCGGACGAUUUUGCGAAUACUGUUGCUUCAGAAGAAAACGAAAGAGGAGCAGGAACAGGAGGAAACGUGGUGUAUACGAUGAAACUUGCACCCCGCUUCGUCUUUGGCCUAAGUUUGCCCUUUGAGGUGGAGCGGGCCCUCGUGGAUUUCUGCCGAGAGAACGUGAGAGCCUCUCUACCACCUCCUGUAUGGCUUUCCGCGUUCUUGUACACGACGACGCUGCGCUGUCACUCCUUCGCCGCCUCGAUGGCCACCCUUUUCCCCUCGAUGUGUCGAGCGAGGUUGGAAGAAACAACGGCAGUGGCUACACUAGAAGGCUUCUGCAUUGUGGCUCUCAAUAUCAUUGCCCAACUGGGGCAUCUGCACCGACGACAACUCCAGGAAGCAGGCAACGUUGACGAAACAACGCUGGCUCAGUGUGGUUUGUUGCACGACAAUGCCGUUUUCUCUUCUUCACAGAAGGAGCGGGUGCGGCGCUGGCUGCAACGGUAUAUCCCAAUGGAGGCCUAUGACGGAAAUGAAGAAAGCGAGACAGUCUUGCGAGGUCCACCUGGUUGUGUUCGUUGGCCCUCUGCGGUGUCGAUUGUCUUUCACAUAGCCUUGGACCUCGCCAAGGUCUUGUUCCCUCCACUGUUACUGAAUCUGGAGUCAACAAUCCUCGCUGCGCUGCAGCCACUACUUGAAGCACGCUCGGUGGGGUCGAUGCAGGCUCCCUCUGGUGAUUCUUUCUUUGCCCCGUCGCUGCGGCGGCCACGGAGCCGCAGACAAGCCGUGAUGUUGUUGACGCAAGAGCCCUCUUCGUGGUGGGGCUGGUGGCGUCGAGGCGACAGCGAAGGGAAGAGCAGUAACGACUGCGGCAUCAGCGCCGUUUGCGCGUCAAGGGGAUAUGCCGCCCUUCGGGUGUUGCAAUGCUUCACAUUUAUUUGCCCGCAAACAAUGCCAGAGGGGUCUUGUAACCUCCUCAGCGAGGAAGAGGACUCGGAAGUGGCACAUUUCCUCCUUUCGGCUGCGGCGCUCUUCACAGAACUGCUCUUGGACCGUGAGGUGACAACCACCCUUGGACGCGCCACGAAGGAGCUCACGCGGCUUUACUACUGGCCCUUGGGAGGGCCUAAUGGCAAGCAAGCAGGUGCGUGGCCGUUGCAGGCAACCCGGGCCCUGAUGCGCUGCUUUAUUGUUCUUGUCUGUUGGUUCGCCUUCCGCCCCAGCGGUUAUUGCGCGAAAUUCGCCCAACAACAUUUUGGCUCGCUCUUGCACCUCGCCGCCUUGUACCGUGAACGGCAUCCGCCAACGCAUCCCCAGAGCGAAGAAGUUGAAGAAGGGGGAGAAAAAUUGGGCCGUGCUCAGCUGCUGCUGACGGUUUGCAGUCAGGACUAUUUUUCAUCACUCUCCACGUUGCUUUGCCGUCUGCGUGAACAAUGCGGCGUCCGACGCCGCGGCGGCCAGUGCCCACGCACAGCACGGGAAAAUCCAUGGCAGCAGCUGCAGCAAGGCAAGAUGCCAAGCCGCCUGCCUCCAACUGAGGAAGACCGGACGACAAACACUUCGCACAGUCGUUUUUCCGCGGCUUCCCUUAGCGUCACGAAUGCCGCGCCGGAAGUUGUGCUUGCGCCUCAGCUUUUAACAACGCAAAGCGAUGCGGCCCCUCUUGGUAAUGAUGCGGUUCCGUCGCAUUUACGUCAUAAGCUUCGGCGUGUGAUUCGUGAAAUUCGUCCCGUGCUUCGUCAACUUGAGCGGGACGUGUUUGCGAAGUACGGGACAUCGGCUCCAACUCCGCUUGGCUCCAAACGACAACGCGAGGCGGAGGGCUCCGUCUCUUCACCUUUGCAGCGUCGCGAGGGUGGACUGCAACUUGUCGUAUCGCCUCAGUUCGAGCGUCACGCGUACAGUCAGCCAGACAGCCGUUUAUGGGAGUGGCAGUUGGAAUGCAGCGAGUCCAGUGACGACGAUGCAACAGACACCUCUGGCAGCGGGAGCGGAUGA
Messenger RNA from Trypanosoma conorhini, 2658 nucleotides. RefSeq names its product putative PTP1-interacting protein, 39 kDa. The record is from RefSeq and is a predicted model, not a curated record. The transcript has a single exon. Bases 1 to 2658 code for a protein of 885 amino acids. Lineage: Eukaryota; Euglenozoa; Kinetoplastea; Trypanosomatida; Trypanosomatidae.